AUGCUCGCCUCAUCCAGAACCGCCCUGCGUCAAGCUGCAUCUAAGCAGAUCUGCCUGAGGACCGGAGUCAGAGCUGUCUCUGCAUGGUCCAACGUCCCCCAAGGCCCUCCUGAUGCCAUUCUCGGUAUCACUGAAGCCUUCAAGGCCGACUCUCACCCCCAGAAGAUCAACUUGGGUGUCGGUGCCUACCGUGAUGACCAAGGCAAGCCCUAUGUGCUCCCCUCCGUGAAGGAGGCCGAGAAGAAGGUCGUCGAUUCGAACUUGGACAAGGAGUACGCCGGCAUCACCGGUGUUCCUGCCUUCACCAAGGCGGCUCUCGAGCUCGCCUACGGCGCCGACUCUGCCCCCCUCAAGGAGGGCCGCAUCGCCGUCACUCAGACCAUCUCCGGCACUGGAGCCCUCCGCAUCGGCGGAGCGUUCCUCGAGCGCCACUACCCCGGAGCGAAGACCAUCUACAUCCCAACGCCGUCAUGGGCCAACCACAACGCCGUCUUCAAGGACUCUGGCCUCAAGGUCGAGAAGUACAGGUACUACAACAAGGACACGAUCGGCCUCGACUUCGAUGGCUUGAUCGAGGACAUCAAGAGCUUCCCCAAGGGCAGCAUCGUGCUGCUCCACGCCUGCGCGCACAACCCCACCGGCGUCGACCCCACCGAGGAGCAGUGGAUCAAGAUCGCAGAGGCCGUGAAGGAGGGCGAGCACUACCCCUUCUUCGACAUGGCCUACCAGGGCUUCGCCUCCGGCGACACCAACAAGGACGCCUUCGCCCUCCGCCACUUCAUCAAGGAGGGACUCCUCCCAUCCCUCUGCCAGAGCUUCGCCAAGAACAUGGGCCUCUACGGCGAGCGUGUCGGCGCGUUCUCCAUCGUCUGCGAAUCCGCCGAGGAAAAAGCCCGCGUAGACUCACAAAUCAAGAUCCUCGUCCGCCCGCUCUACUCCAACCCUCCCGUGCACGGCGCCCGCAUCGCCUCGACCAUCCUCAACGACCCCGCGCUCAACAAGCAGUGGCUCGGCGAGGUGAAGGGCAUGGCAGACCGCAUCAUCACGAUGCGCGCGCUGCUCAAGUCCAACCUCGAGAAGCUCGGCUCCAAGCACGACUGGAGCCACAUCACGAGCCAGAUCGGCAUGUUCGCGUACACGGGGCUCAAGCCCGAGCAGAUGGACGCGCUCGCCAAGGAGCACUCCGUCUAUGCGACUAAGGAUGGCAGGAUAUCGGUUGCCGGUAUCACGAGCGGGAAUGUCGAGCGUCUUGCUGAGUCGAUUUAUAAGAUCACGGGAUAG
This is a messenger RNA of Aaosphaeria arxii CBS 175.79, 1281 nucleotides long. RefSeq lists its product as uncharacterized. NCBI's taxonomy places the organism in Eukaryota, Fungi, Ascomycota, Dothideomycetes, Pleosporales. Gene Ontology annotation, biological process: L-aspartate catabolic process; biosynthetic process. Gene Ontology annotation, cellular component: mitochondrion. The record is from RefSeq and is a predicted model, not a curated record. The coding region runs from base 1 to 1281 and encodes 426 amino acids. The transcript is spliced from 6 exons. Gene Ontology annotation, molecular function: pyridoxal phosphate binding; L-aspartate:2-oxoglutarate transaminase activity.